AUGGUCAAACAUGGGCGAAACAAGAAACGACGAGCAGGGCGGAUUGGAAAGACCAAACUAAAGAAUAAAACAUACAAGAGAUGGAACCCCUCACCUAAAUUUGGCAACGAUGUCAUUAAAGCAAAUUGGGACAAUACCAAAUCGCCGUCACAGAAUUUGGCCAGUUUGGGGCUUUUGGCCAAACCCAACCAAGACGUCAAACGACCGAAUGAACAACAAGGAUAUGAUCCAAGCAAUACACCAUCUUUGGUUGAACUCUUUGAUAUUCCUGAUUCGGACUCCAUGAAAGUACGAAAGGAAUAUCCAAUGGAGGAGGAUGACCAAAAGUACAUUGCCAAGUGCAUGAAGAAAUAUGGAACGGAUUAUGGAAAAAUGUUCCGUGACCACAAAAUCAACAAGAUGCAACACACGGAAACUGUACUCCGAAAAAUGGGGGCUAGGUUCUUGCUGCUGUCGGCUGAGCAAAGAACGGUAGAUAUUCCAGCAAAGGCCCAACAAGAAUAG
This is a messenger RNA of Cylindrotheca closterium, 504 nucleotides long. Lineage: Eukaryota; Bacillariophyta; Bacillariophyceae; Bacillariales; Bacillariaceae. The record is from the annotation of a GenBank genome assembly.